Thyridium curvatum is the source of this 2136-nucleotide messenger RNA. RefSeq lists its product as uncharacterized. Lineage: Eukaryota; Fungi; Ascomycota; Sordariomycetes; Thyridiales; Thyridiaceae. The record is from RefSeq and is a predicted model, not a curated record. Bases 1 to 2136 code for a protein of 711 amino acids. The transcript has a single exon.
AUGUUUCUCCACGCCGGAGCGAGCAUGCAUGGCCACGAAUUCUCCAACCGUCGGCCCUCACCAAGCCCCCUAGCAAACAACCGACGGUCCCCGCUGCUGCGAGCUGCCUUUCAGCCUUCAAAUCCCCGGGCCAGCCUGCAACUAGAGACACAGCAGCAGCCUCCUCCACGUCUCCGCCAGCGCCCGUUGUCCGAAGCUCUACCUAGAGGGUACUCCGAGCCGGCCGUCCGCUUCCGGGAACCAGAGGUCGACGCCACCUUGGCCGAACCCUCGAUGAGCGAGGACGAGUCGGUGCAGUCCGCUUCAGACGCCAGCUAUCUGAGCGACACCACCGCCAACACUGCGAACACGCAACGCAAGAAGAAACGCACGCGGGCUCCGCGCAAGAGCACCGACUUCUUGUUUGCCCACCCGGCUCCCAACUUCCGUUCCAAAAAGCCGAUCCUACGCCACAUUCGACCGUCGCUCCUGCUGCAGCUGCAGCAGCUCUCCCUGGAAAGGCGGCCGAGGCCGGCCAUCGACGUCUUUCCGUCGACGUUGAUCGCUGGCAAUGUAGUCGCCCCCCGCUUCUGGAAGAAGUGUCCCAGGCUGUUCGGCGUCAAGGGAGAACUGGGUGUGCACGACAUCAUCCUCGUCAGGAGCGAAGAGUAUGAUUCCGGCCAGGAAGACACCGAUAGCGACCAUGACGAGGAGCGUCUAUCCCAGCGGGAGCUCAUUGCCGUCCUCAGCCCUAUCAAGAGGGAAGACCGUGCCGAGAUUGUGUUUGCGAACGGGGCAGUGUGGGUGGCGAAGCCUUUGCCUUCCGGCUCCUAUGACUUCGUCCAUACCGACAAGAAUGGGCUCGCCACCACUGUCAGAUGGGCCCGGAGGGCUGCCAAGCAAUUCAAGAGCACCCCGAGCUGGGAUUCGACCGCGUCGGCGACACUCCCGGCCAAGGCCUCGGACCUCCCGGAGCCUCGCUUUACGUUCAGCGUCAUCGAUCCGCAAUCCAGGCGACAUCCCAUCAUGGCCACCUUGGUAUCAAACAAACUCGAGAUCCUCGAUUCGUACACGACUGUAUCGCAGUCAUCUUCCCGCUAUCCUCCCUCGAGGUCGAUGGGUCGGUCGCUCACUACGCCGGCCACCGGCGUCCUUCCUCGCACCCCUUCUCCAACAACCUCUGACAACCAUUCUCGCUUUGACGAGCUGAACUCGACCCUAGCAAACUCACUCCCUCCGUCGAACCAAAGAACAACACAUCCUAUCAGCGAGGAAAUGAAAAGCCUCAUCUCAGUCACAGCAAUAUGGGUGGCUCUGAAACAAGGGUGGGCGCCUAGGUAUAAGUACCCAUCGCCGAGCUCAGACGCCGCCCCCGGCAACAUGCCUUCGGCGACUGGUACUCCUAGUCGGUCGUCUUUGACGGUGUCCAGACACCCCGGCACGAAACGAGAAGACAGCUUUAGCACAGAGAGUCGGCAGUCAUCGAGCCACGACGAUCGGUCCAACAUCAGCGAUCUCGCUCCGAGCUCGGGCGGCCACACUCUGUCUUUCAAGAGAGGGCGGCCUCGUCCGGUGUCUCUCAGUCUCAAACCCUGCACUAGAUCGCGGGAUACUUCCCCGGCGUCUUCGGUCGCAAGCCCGAGCAGCAAGAGGACUCUGCCUAAGAGGACCACCAGCACCGGGGCAGCAUUCAUGCAGCGGCGCGUAAAGUCGCAGAUCUCGGAGGCAAACGAUACAGAACGAGCCACGCGCGGGUCCAAGAGCCGAGGCCGCAAGGCCGCAAACGGCGACCACGGAACGCAGGUGCGGGACACCGCCCAGGGUCAUCAGCUCGGCGUGCCAUUGCACCUGAACAGCUCGGGCUCCUUUAUCAGCGAGGAGGCAGCGAUUGGGCCCUUGCAAGUCGACCGAGAUCUGUCCUCUUCUGCAUCGCCGUCGGCUGUCGAUGUUGUCGCAGAUCCGUCACCGUACCCGGAUUAUCACGCGAAUUACACGAUUCAUAUGACCUCGUCCGACCACGACGCGGCUCUCGAACUCGGAUCUGUCGACGGGGCCCACCGGCCCAUGCGCGCCGCCGUGGAUGGUCCCGGACACCACGAUGACAAAGGGGCCAGAUGGAGGAAACUCGGCAACUGGUUCAGGAGAUUUGGGCACUAG